This is a messenger RNA of Danio aesculapii, 1672 nucleotides long. RefSeq names its product selenoprotein T, 2 (gene selenot2). Gene Ontology annotation, biological process: cell redox homeostasis. The transcript is spliced from 6 exons. Gene Ontology annotation, molecular function: thioredoxin-disulfide reductase (NADPH) activity. Gene Ontology annotation, cellular component: endoplasmic reticulum membrane. NCBI's taxonomy places the organism in Eukaryota, Metazoa, Chordata, Actinopteri, Cypriniformes, Danionidae. The record is from RefSeq and is a predicted model, not a curated record.
UUUAUCCUGAUUUAGAUUUUUAUGUGAAGUACCAGUUCAGCGGCGGCGGCAGCAGCGACUGCAGCAGCUACAGCGGGUCUGUGGGUUCGGUUUGUGGCUGUGGACCGGCACGGAGAUGGCGGAGUACAGUCAGACGGGUAUAUUAACGGCCCUGCUGCUGUUCACAGUGGUUACUGUGAAGGAUAUUUAUGUGGGCCGCAACAGCGUGACUCAACAGGAGAAUACUGGACCCGACGUAAACACGCAGAGACAGAAUAAACACACGUUCUACACGGGACCCGUCCUCAAGUUCCAGUACUGUAUUUCCUGAGGGUACAGUAAGGUGUUCCAGGAGUACUCCCGGUCUAUUAGCCAGCUGUACCCGGACAUCCGAAUCGAGGGAGAAAAUUAUCCUCCCAAACCUAUCAACAAAUAUAUCGGAAAUUUCAUUUCUUAUUUUAAAUUGCUUGCCAUCGCUUUGAUUGUGACUGGACAGAAUCCUUUCCAAAUGUUGGGAAUGAACACUCCAAGAAUAUGGGCUUGGGGGCAGGAGAAUAAGAUUUUCUCCUGCCUCAUGGCCUUUUUUAUUAGUAAUAUGCUAGAGACCCAUUUCCUCUCAACAGGAGCUUUUGAGGUUGCACUGAAUGAUAUCCCAAUUUGGUCCAAGUUGCAAUCGGGAUACGUACCCAACAUUCAGGAGCUGUUCCAGAUCUUAGAUAACCACCUUAAGAUGAAUCAGGCCGACAAGAUGAACUUUCCUUCACCGUAGUGCUGUUGUUUUUGCCAAGAGACAUGUCUCCGGAGCUGUUUGGCCGGUCAGCGGGACUGUGGACUGUGGCAUAAUGAAGGCCUGCGCUGCAAACAGCACACUGUUGGCACAGGCUGGAUGCUCAGCCACCACACACACUCCUCCUGCCCAGCGACACACACCUCUGGAUCGACUGCAUCUCUUCAGAGCAACAAACUACACACAUUCAUAGUAGGAAAGUCUCGCGUGAGCUAAAGGCACUACGGUUCUUACUAAAUGCUGAAGUUGCGCCACAUCCAGGUGUUUUUUGUUAGAUUUUUUUUAUUGUCGUUAUUUGUGUUGGUCAGGGGUAGCUUUGUAACAAGUGCUUUCAACUGAAAUCGAAUCUCAAGGGCAAAUUUAAUGUUUUUUUAACAUAGGUUUAAGUCUUAAAAUGACCUUUAACAGGGUUAUUUGUUUGCACUGGUGUAGAUUGUACUGUACUCGGGGUAUUUGCCUUUUUAAUUUAGCGGGAAUGCAUUUUUCUUUUUAUAAUAAUGCUUGAAAUUGUCUAUUUUGUUUGUCACAGGUUGUCUAGCUAGAUUCAUAAGUGCAGCAUGUGCUUUCAGAGGGAAUUAAGGCCAGAUGUUUUUAUUCUGCUCAAUCUUUAAGUGUGUAUGUUAGCACUGCCAGUGGAAUCUGUGAAUGAUCUUCAAAUGACUGCAGUCGUCUUGAUGGUGUGAGUGAUGCAUAUUAGAAGAUGUGAAUGGUAAUUCCAGAGACCCACCCCCUCUAUUUUUUCAGCUCUUUCCAUGUAGAUGUGGCGGUAAGCAAUGUACCCUGGUAUUUAGGUGUACCUCUGUGAAUUUGUUACACGAGUGAUACAGUAGUUGGGAUUAAGUUGCAUUGAGAGAAGACAUUUUACUUCAUUUCAUAGUGAUGUAAAAUAAAUAUUGAUAUGUUAAA